AUGUUAUCCAUGCAUCCCUCACUUUUCACCCAUCCAGAUUUGAAUGAUGAAAAUCAAGAGAGUCGUGAAUCGGAUAUACCAUCAUUAGGGAUACGCGGCUCUAUCAUUCGAGCCAGUACAUCCAGCGCCAGCACUGGUGCUAGUACUGAUGAUGCCUCGAUCGAUUCACCAGACUGGAAUGAGAAAUUAUUCGAUCAAGACCAGCAGUUGAAGGGAUAUUCACAUUUUGAUCCACAAUUGGAACAUAUUAUGGAGAUACCCAAAGUCGAAGAACUGGAUGAACUCGACGAUGAUCUGUCGAGUAUCAAACAGGCUGAUGUGGAGUCGGGCGCUCCCGCUCCUGUUCCACGGAAACGUGGUCGCCCACGCAAACAUCCACUGCCUGUCCCUGGAGGUCAAGCCAAGGUCACUAAAGGUCGCUCCAAGACAGGUUGUAUUACCUGUCGUCGGAGGAAGAAGAAGUGCGAUGAGACAAAACCUGCUUGUCAAAACUGUCAGAAGAAUGCGGUCGUUUGCGAAGGCUACCCACUCAAAGAAAUUUGGAAGAGUGGGAGACAGAGACUGGCUGAUGCUCGAUCCCAGUCUCUUACAUCUGUGCCGCGCAGUUUACCCCUCCUCAUCGACGGCAUAGAAACGGACGUUGACCGUCGCUUUUUGGAUCAUUUUGUCUACGGUUUCAGUCGUGUGCUGACACUUAUCAACGAUGAUUCGAAUCCCUUCAAGGAGAUCCUUCUCCCGAUGGCGACACAACAUAGGGGGCUGAUGCAUUCGUUAAUGUGCUUGUCCGGAUCGCAUCUCUCAGGUUUAGAUCCUGAGCCAAAGCUGAAGGAGCGAAAAUACUUUCAUUUCCACCACGCUAUACAAGAUUUGAAAGAUAAUAUCAAUGCGUCAUCAUCAGCUAAGAGCCCCGACGAUGAUGAGCGAUUGCUAGUUGAGGACCCGAUCAUCGCAUCCACCAUCGCCCUCAGCUUGAACACCAUCUGUGAAGGCGAAACAAACGGUGAAUACCGACCGCACAUGGAUGCCGCCCGGUACUUGCUCCUGUCCCAACAACCACGGAAUGAAAAAUUCCGCCAGUUCAUCGUCGAGUUCUUCCAAUAUCACGAUGUCUCGAACUCUCUUACCUCGCUUGACCGCCGUCCCAACCUCUUGCACAACGACCUGCACAUGCCCGAUUUCGUACCCGGUGUAUCAGCGGGGAUGUUUCUCGGUGUAUUCGACGGUCUCUUCAACUACAUCUCCCAGAUAACCCAGCUCCGUGACCGUAUCCGCGAGCGUUUCAACGAGGGCUAUGAGCCAGCAGUGGACUACCAGACGUUGAGCGAGGCAGUUUCUAUUGAUAUGGCCAUUCGUACUUGGGAGACCUCACAUGAGCCGGACACCCCGAACUGGUGCCUAGCCCAGCUCUACCGCCAGUCAACUUGGGUGUACCUGUACCGGACGAUCCGGCCCUCGCGACCGAGCGAUAAAAUCGCACAGGUAGUCGACGACGGGCUGAACUACCUAGACCAACUACCACAGGAUGCAUCCGCUUUCAGUAUCGUCCUAAUGCCGCUGUUCCUGCUUGGUUGUUCUGCGUUCUUGCCUGAGCAGCGUGAACGCAUUACGCAGGGCUUCGAGAAUCUCAAGUCAUACUCUAACCUGCGAAAUAUCGAGCCUGCUUUCAAGGUUGUUUCGCGGGUUUGGGAGAUUAUGGAUACCCGGACGCAGGAUAGCUGGGACUGGGAAAAGAUUAUACGUGAUAUGAAUAUGGAUUUCUUGAUCACUUGA
Molecule: messenger RNA, 1770 nt
Organism: Penicillium griseofulvum
Lineage: Eukaryota; Fungi; Ascomycota; Eurotiomycetes; Eurotiales; Aspergillaceae
Product: Zn(II)2Cys6 transcription factor
Exons: 3
Coding region: 1-1770 (589 amino acids)
Biological process (GO): positive regulation of transcription by RNA polymerase II
Cellular component (GO): nucleus
Molecular function (GO): zinc ion binding; DNA-binding transcription factor activity, RNA polymerase II-specific; transcription cis-regulatory region binding
Source: RefSeq, a predicted model, not a curated record